Durusdinium trenchii is the source of this 3901-nucleotide messenger RNA. The record is from the annotation of a GenBank genome assembly. NCBI's taxonomy places the organism in Eukaryota, Dinophyceae, Suessiales, Symbiodiniaceae.
ACCUUCGGCUUGCGCAAAAAGAUUUAACUGAUUUGAGUGAUGAUGCCGUGUUGAGCACUUUUCAGAAGUGCUAAACUAAUGCCAGAGCCUCUUGGCAGAAGAGCUUUCUCGGUCUUGAGCUGGUUGGGCCUUUCAUGAAGGAUUCACACAAUCUUAGAUAAUUCUCACAGAACCGUAUGCACCGUGUUUAUCCCAGCAUUUGAUCGUGAAUCUAAAUACCUUCUGAGAUCUUCCCUCAAGGUAUGACCUUGCAGGGUAGUACCUUCGAUCUCCUUCGAUAGCGCCAGCGGCGGCCGUUGUGUAGCUCAACGAGGUAGACGGACCCCCUUUCGUUCUGACCCCCUCAGUUCGGUUCAGGCCGACCAGUCUGCGGAGCGAUGUGGAGCCUGAAGUCGACGAUGUGAGCCUGAAGCGCCUGAAAUCGGUCAGAGGCUUGCUGUUCCAAGCUGAUGUGAGCUUUGUUGCAGAAUGCUUUGAGAAGCACAAGUGUCUUCGGUCAGUACGUGGACGUACCCAGGGCGCCGGUCUGUGGAUCUGACCUACUCAGUGCACCAAAUGAGGCAGUCUGAGCUCAGCUGACUCGGUCUCUCAAACCAUCAGUUCACAGCUGGUAGCAUGUUGCUGUCAGAGGGAAGAGAUCCAAAAAACCGCUUGAAGAGACCAAGACUGCUCAAGAUGCAACUGUGCUGUCCCUUUUUUAAAAGCUUUUCUCAGUUAAGUGCAAGGUUGUAGAAUUGAGAUCUAGCCAGAGGGGCAUGCAUCUCUUUUGAGACAAUGUGACUGUUGUCGCUGCCUGUUUGUACUGAGGCAGGCCUCGAUUACCUGCGCUUUAAGGGGUGGAUUUCUUUAAAUCAAUGCCAGAGGUCCUUACAUCUCGGUGCUAUACAUUAAAAUGUCCAAAUUCCAAAUGCCAUGGCUAUACGUGUAAACCAUUGUUUUCGACUGAAUCUUCUGGAACUGAAGCGGCUUCUUUGCUCACCUUGAAGACGGUCGGACUGUCGAGCUAUUGUUGUGGUCCGGCACCAAUACCUGCUGGUUUUGUCUUGGUUUGCUGCAUGCUCGGGCUGUUUGAAACCCAACUGUUGCGCAUACGCAGAUCUGUUGUGAUCCGUUGGCUGCGACGGGUUGAGACAGGGAAGGACACCCCGCCACCUCCAUCAUACCUUGGUUACAAGAGCACUCGCCACGGCGUUGUUUCCUUGAAAACCGCAGCUUCGACCCAAGUCAGCUACUUGGGUCAGUCACGUGAUGGCUUCGUGGUGGCUCAUGGUCGCACGGCUGAGCUAGGCGCUGAUGGGUGGAAGACAUUCGACAUGACGCUGGCUUAAUGGUUGCGUUCCAUUUAUUAGGUGGCAGCGGUGUUUGCGUUCCUUUUAUGUUUUGUCACAGAAGAAAAAGUCUGGACUUCAUUCGUAGACGGUGUGCAAACGCCCCAAAAGCACAGCUGGGUAAAAGUAUGAACGCCCAAAGCUGAGUACUUCAUCCCGGAGUAGGAGGUGCGCGAUCGGAGGGACAUGUUAGAACGGCGGCUGGUCUCAUAUAGAAGCGAUGGCCUCCAACCUAAUAGCAAUAGCCUCCAACCUACAAGCAAAGGCAUCCAACCUAAUAGCAAUAGCCUCCAACCUAAUAGCAAUAGCCUCCAACCUAAUAGCGAUGGCCUCCAACCUAAUAGCGAUGGCCUCCAGCCUAAUAGCGAUUUGGUGAAAACACGAGCAAAAUUCGCUAAUCACGUAUCCACAAGAGGCGGAUAAGACAUCGUGUGUGUCCCCCCCCUGGCUUCUAGGCCUUCUUGCGACCUUUGUGGAAGGUACAUACAAUGUAAAAAGUCGUGAGACUGAAGUGUGAAAAGUGCUCAGAUAGAGUGCCGAGAGAUCCUGUAAUUGCCGGUUGGGUCACAAGACAUGCAGAGAAGGACUUGAUUUCACAAGAACUCCGGGAAAAAACCGGGUCUUCUGUUCAAGCCUGUUUGUUCCGCACCCCGGCCCCGAAUACCGGGCUUGUUGUCGUGGGUGUCUUUUUCACGACCAGAAGACGCCGGAGAAGCGAUCCGUGGGGGUCGGCUGAAGGUUUUGCGGUCCGGAGUGCUGAAGUUGGGGAAGAGAGUGGCACCACCUUCCUAGUCGUCACGCACACUCCAACAGGACUGAGAGCCAAUGCCUGGCCGGGUCAAGUCAGUUUGUGGAUGAGCUCUCUGGGUGAGUGACGCUUCUUUGGUCCUUGCAGUCUGUCUUCCCCAAGAUUCUGGUGCCAGACAUUGACAUCACUGAUGCAUUCUGCCCCAGACCAUGCAUGUGUGGAACAGUUACAUUCCAGCAGUCACAAACGGGUGCUAAAUGGAGGUUAUGGGUGCCCACUAUCCACUCACUUAGGGACUAAACACCACCCCUUUGUGACUCCUGGUUUGCAUUUUCCCUGUUAUAUUCCCAAUGGAGGCUUUAUUCAGCAGUGCGCAGCUCAUUACAGCUCAUCCCGCGUGGAACGGGAGUUGUGGCGAAACGAGCCAUAGCCCAGAUGCCCAGAUGCCGUGGGUUCAGGCAACGCGACAUGUUCCAAGAGUUCGUGUCACCCAUCAGCCUGUGUGUAGGAGGGGUAAGCAGUAGACGUAGAUAGUGAAGACACCUUGAAGUCAGGCAGGUUGCUCAUGGUUCAUAAGAACCAUUCAUGGUUAACCAUCUUUCCGUGCCCCUCUCUCGAAAUCACCCAUUUCAAUAGUGCUUCAACUAGAAGUAUACUUCAGGUAGAGGAAAGUAUUGGAAGUGUUUCUAUAGUAUUGAUUGGUGCAUGACCCCGUCUUACUUCAGGUUCUGUCGGUGCUCCAGUCUCCUGUGUUGCAGCCAGUCGUUCUUCUGUUCUAUCCCCAAAUCGGACAACUGGGCUUUGAAGGACAGCCAUAAUUGACGGUCAGAAUUUGCAAGAGGUCACCGUGUUGACUCUUCAGUGGAAAUGCCAUGUAGCUAAAUCUGUUAGACGCAGAUUGAUGAGGCAUCAUCGUUGCUUCACCCUUGGCUGCUCCCAGCUUUUGUGGCCAGCCCUUUUUUCUGGCAGUGCGGCACCUGACCGUGAUUCUUUUUGUUGAACGUCCUUUCAAGCUAAAUCAUGCCUUAGGCUGUUGGAGACCACAGUGGUCGCUUCGCGCUGCUAUGCCGUGUGAGGGUCACAGAAGCUGCCGUGCGAAGCGUCGGAAAUAAGUUAAAUCAUGUCAAAUUCAAUGGUGUGAUGCGCAGGUGAUCCGUAGAUGGCCUUGUGCUCAACCUCUUUGACAAUCAGACCUGUGUGACCAAGCAUAUCACAUCUACCAAGCAACUUCAGACUGGUUGGUUUAUUCAACAUUUGGCCCUAGGGAUGCAGGUACCUCCUUAAUUGGAAGGUGUUCGGACCCUCACGUUGCCCGCAGAAAAUUUUAUCUAAUCUCCCUCUCAGAGGGUUGGCAGUGGAUCCAUAAGUUAAAAAGAGGGCGAUUGGCAACUUGGAAUUUGCCCAAUGUGAGACUUGUAAGAAGGUCCCAUGGCUGGAGAACUCUGCGGUUGAUCCAGCUGUGUGCUUCAAAAAUGGGUAGCAGUCCCGGUGUGGGGCCUCCGGUGUAUCCCGAUGAACCAGGCGCUGGAUAUAACAUCUUACCUGAAUAGGCUGCGUGCAGAAUUGGGAGUGCUUUAGCUUAGUACGUGGAUGGUGCAACAAGAGCCAACAUCGGAAGCUUUGCGAAGUCGCCAAGUGGGCCCAUUGAGACGGAUGCGAAGAUUCAGGAGCUUCAGCGGUAGAACUCGUUUGCUUCUUUGAAAUGCGGCCACUGAAAAAUGUCAAUCUUCCGCUUAAGAAUCAUCAGCUUUGCUGCCGUGUCGCGACCUCACUUCCUUGCAGACCAGUGGAGCCCAGACAGAACCACAUGCUUUUUCACUUGGGA